Messenger RNA from Ochotona curzoniae (black-lipped pika), 1637 nucleotides. RefSeq names its product pleckstrin homology domain containing O1 (gene PLEKHO1). The record is from RefSeq and is a predicted model, not a curated record. Gene Ontology annotation, biological process: regulation of myoblast fusion. The transcript is spliced from 6 exons. Gene Ontology annotation, cellular component: ruffle membrane; muscle cell projection membrane. NCBI's taxonomy places the organism in Eukaryota, Metazoa, Chordata, Mammalia, Lagomorpha, Ochotonidae. The coding region runs from base 300 to 1511 and encodes 403 amino acids.
GGCGGGGGCGCGCUCGGGGGCCCGGGCCGCGUGGGCGCCGGGAUGGAGGGCGCCGAGGGGCGGGGAGCGGGCGUGCGUGUGUGUGCGAGUGCGAGGGAGGCCGGCCUCUAGUGUAACCGGAGCUACAAAGAAGGGGAGAGUCCGGGAGCGGGCGGGAGGGAGCCAGGGAGGAGGAGGAGCGGCGGCGGCGGCGACGCCGGGGCAUCUCCGACACCCGCCCGUUGGGAAGGAGCCCCUCGAGGCGGCCUGGGCCCCCCGACGCGGGCCGCCCCUCGGCCCCGCGCCCUCGCCUGCCUGGAAUGAUGAAGAAGAACAAUUCUGCCAAGAGGGGGCCGCAGGAUGGAAACCAUCCCUCGGCAGCACCGGAGAAGGUCGGCUGGGUCCGGAAAUUCUGCGGGAAAGGGAUUUUCAGGGAGAUUUGGAAAAACCGCUAUGUGGUGUUGAAAGGGGACCAGCUCUACAUCUCCGAGAAGGAGGUAAAAGAUGAGAAAAACAUUCAAGAGGUGUUUGACCUGAGUGACUAUGAGAAGUGUGAAGAGCUUCGGAAAUCCAAGAGCAGGAGCAAGAAAAAUCAUAGCAAGUUUACUCUUGCCCACUCCAAGCAGCCGGGGAACACGGCACCCAACCUGAUCUUCCUGGCAGUGAGUCCAGAAGAGAAGGAAUCGUGGAUCAACGCCCUCAACUCCGCCAUCACCCGUGCCAAGAAUCGGAUCCUGGAUGAGGUCACCGUUGAAGAGGACAGCUAUCUGGCCCACCCAACUCGAGACAGGGCGAAAAUCCAACACUCUCGCCGCCCCCCAACACGGGGGCACCUAAUGGCUGUGGCUUCAACCUCUACCUCAGAUGGCAUGCUGACCUUGGACCUGAUCCAAGAGGAAGACCCUUCCCCUGAGGACACAACCUCCUGUGCUGAGAACUUUCGGGUGGACCUGGACAAGUCCGUGGCUCAGCUGGCCGGCAGUAGGAGGAGAGCUGACUCGGACCGGGCUGGCAGGCUUCCCCAACCUUGGGAGAAGCCAGACAGGGGGGCCACCUACACCCCACAGGCGCCCAAGAAGUUGACUCCCACCGAGAAAAGCCGCUGCGCCUCCCUAGAGGAGAUCCUGUCCCAGCGGGACGCUGCCCCAGCCCGCACCCUCCAGCUGCGAGCAGAUCAGCCCUCCGCCUCAUCCGUCCCGCCCCUCCCAGGGCAGCUGUCUCGGAUUCAGGACUUGGUAGCAAGGAAACUGGAGAAGACUCAGGAGCUACUGGCAGAGGUCCAGGGACUGGGAGACGGGAAGCGAAAGGCCAAGGAUCCCCCUCGGUCUCCACCCGACUCGGAGUCGGAGCAGCUGCUGCAGGAGACGGAACGGCUGCUGGGAGAGGCGUCCUCGAACUGGAGCCAGGCCAAGAGGGUGCUGCAGGAAGUCCGCGAGCUAAGGGACCUGUACAGACAGAUGGAUCUGCAGCCCUCUGAGUCCCAGCCCAGACAGACUGCCCCGCACAGCCAGUACCGAAAGAGCCUCAUGUGAAGAAUCUAGAACUCUAUGGAGAUGGACAAACUUAUUUCCAAGUGUUUCAGGACAAAGCUUUUUUUAUUUACCUCAAUCAAAAAAAAAAAAAAAAACCACACAAUCAAAUCAUUGCUCUCUUGCUGA